CCAAACAUCAAUACCAAGAAUAUGAAACUAAACCUCUAAAGCUUCCUGGUUGUGAAGCAAAAGAAGGAGCGUGUGUUUCAGCCACACUGCCGGCAGGUGGACUCUGAAAGAUCUUAUAGACCUCGCACUUCCUGUGGAGGCAGCCAGAAGAACAAAGCCAGUGGAGGUGCCUUUUCUCCUCAACAUCCUACUAUCUGUUAACUCGCGGCCUCCAGCCCCCCAGUGCAAUCCGGGGGGGAGGGGGCAAGAUGAAGUGGAAGGGGAUUGUUAUCUCUGCUGUCCUGCAGGCACAGCUCCCAAUUACAGAUGCCUCACCAGUUCCAGGACUGACAGACCCAAGACUCUGUUACAUACUAGAUGGGAUCCUCUUCAUCUAUGCAGUCAUCAUUACCGCCCUCUUUUUGAAAGCUAAGUUGAGCAGAGCCCCUGAGCCCCAAGCUCUGCAAGGCCAGGAUGACGUCUAUAAUAAAUUGUCUCGCACAGCCAGAGAUGAAUAUGAUGUUCUGGGAAAUAAAAAGAGAGGCUCUGAUGUUGAAAAGGGAGGGAGAAAUCAGCAGAGAAGAAAGAAGUCUCAGGACACUCUUUACACCUCUUUGCAGAAGGACAAGAUGGGUGAAGCGUACAGUGAAAUUGGGAAGAAGGGAGAGCACCAGAGACGGCGAGGCAAAGGGAACGAUGGUGUCUACCAGGGUCUCAGCUCUGCAACCAAGGACACAUAUGAUGCCCUCCAGAUGCAGCCCUUGCCCCCUCACUAAAUGGGAUUCAUGCAGUGGAUGGGCAAAACCAAGACAAGUCCAGAUGCUUUGGGGGAGGAGAGAAGGGAAACAACCAUCAAUUCAAAAAAGACAGUCCAGUCAACACCCAUUUUCUCAGGACAGCAAAUUACUUCAGCAUGGUUCAUUGCACAAAGUAGGGACAAGUCUGGAUCUAGUUCCCCUCCUCCCAUCCCCCCAUCCAAACUAUACAAUCUCAAGCUUUUGCUUUUAAAUGUACAUAUCUGUAAAACUAUUCCUAAUGAUAGUAGCUGUUUCCUAGGCAGAGGUUUGUACCAGCAAGUGUUGUAGAUGGGGCAGGAGAUCAGGAAUCUUGGUUCUCUUCCUCCUCCUCACUGAGCCUGGCUAUUUAAUUCCCCAUCUACACCCUAUUUACCUACCUCAUAGGGUGUUGAGGUUUAAUUAUAGGCUAAAGCACUUUUAAAGUACUUGAAAGGAAGGUGCUAUAGCCACAUCCAGUAUUAUACACAGGAAGAAUAAUCUGCAUCAGCGUAACUGUGGCAGUCUAGCCCAAAUACGUUUCUGCUGUAAAUUUAGCUUUAUUUCUAAGUUGGUUUUAACUGCGGAGAGCUGUUCUGACUGUAAAUGAUGACAGGUUCCUGUAGUGAAAGACAUAUGUUAAAAGCAGGCUCUACCUUUUACAGAAUGCGGAGGAAUCACUGCUAGGCUCCAACAAGCAACCAAGAAAGUAACAUCCCAGUGUGACCAGCUCUUGCAGUGCAUGGACUGCAUCUAGGAAUGUUAAUGGAAAUAUCUGAAAGCUAGGGCUUACCAGCAAGGUUCCAUGGUGAAAACAGAAGUAGUGCAACAUAUAGGUUUUACCAGUCCUUCCAUUAUGAUUGAGACAGAGGAUUAGGCUUUUAAAGACUAACAGGUGAAGUAAUGCUGGAAAACACUGGGAAAGUUACGAUUAGUUAAGUUUCUUAAUAGACAAUCCAAACCGGACCUUUCUCUUCUCUCACUGUUGCUAAUAUUCUUAAAGGGAUGUUUUUUCCCCACUUAACAGGAACAUGUCUCAGUGCUGUCUUUUAUCAGUUGUGCUGGCCUUGUUUUAUAUGAGUAUUUUGCUAAGGAAAGUGUACACAAGUCUAAAGAAAUGUACGAAUGUUUAAAUAGCUUACAGGAUAAUUUUAAAAAUUAGCAUAGAUUCAACAUGCAGGUGAUGGUGACUCAAUUCAGAUGGUUUUUGAUGAAAUAAUAAAAUUGAU
Molecule: messenger RNA, 1981 nt
Organism: Pelodiscus sinensis (Chinese soft-shelled turtle)
Lineage: Eukaryota; Metazoa; Chordata; Testudines; Trionychidae
Source: RefSeq, a predicted model, not a curated record